This is a messenger RNA of Vespula vulgaris, 1510 nucleotides long. RefSeq lists its product as uncharacterized. Bases 832 to 1368 code for a protein of 178 amino acids. The transcript is spliced from 2 exons. The record is from RefSeq and is a predicted model, not a curated record. Lineage: Eukaryota; Metazoa; Arthropoda; Insecta; Hymenoptera; Vespidae.
UGAAAUUAAUCAAAGAAAUUUAGAAUGAUUUGUUCAAAGCAGUUUAUACGAUUUUCAAAUAUAUCGUCUCAUCUAUUAAAAGUUCAUUUAUAGAAUAUGCUCAAAGCACAUAAAUCUGAGCUUUGAAUAAACAAUUUAAACUUGACUUAUCCAACAAUUCGAUUGUACUUUACAAAAAAUAAUGAAGAAAAUCGAAUGGGAUAAGAUUACUCUACUUAAUAAAUAUUGUUGAAUGAGCCCAUGCCAUUAUUUUUUUAAUUAGAAUAUUGUUUUUAAUUAAUAAUUAUUUUUAUUGUCUAGUUUUAGUUAUUAUUAUAUAAAAGAUUAUUAUAUAAUAAUAAAAAAGUGUUAUAGAUAUAUUAAUUCUAAAUAUAAUCUUAAAUGAAUUUUUAUGAAACCUUCAUAUGUUUCUAUUAAAAUAUUUCUGUACCUAGAUUUUUUUCUCUAGUAUUGAUUUCUAAAAAAGUGUAGUAUCAAAAGAAAAACACACAGGGUGUAAAAUAGGGAGUGCCAAACGAAGGUAUUCAUUAAUAACCACGCCCAUUCAUCUAAUACUAAUAUAAGGUAACAUUGUAUUGCUCUUAAUGCUUCAGUCAUAAGCAUUCUUUCAGAGUGAAUACUUAUAGCAUGUGUACAAAAGUAUCCUAUGGAAUACAAUAAUAAUUAUUUAUAAAUGACAAGCAUUCUCAUAACACAUUUUGAUAAUAUUCUAUUAAAGAUUUUAGUUUCAUCAAAGGUAUGUAAAAUAAUUGAAAUAUGUAGUUUUAAAUAUUAAAUGAUUAUUUAAAUAUUAAACGAUUUGCUUAUUUUAAGUAUAAACUUAUAUAAUUUAUGAAAAUGGAGAUGAACCUGACCACUGUCGCAUCAGUUUUAUUAUCAUCGUCUAGUAUUUCACCAUGUUCUCCAAAUGAAAUUGCUAUAAGUCCAGGUGACUGUGUCGAAAGUGGUGUUGAAGAAUGGCUUGAAGAUGAAACUUUAGCAGGAUUUCGCGUUUGGCAAUUGGCAGGAAUAAUUUUAUCUAUUUUACUUAGUAUAAUAAUUGGAUUAUGCUGUUGUAUUCGAUUCAGAGUACCAAGAACGAAACAAGAGAUAGAAGCAGAUUAUAUUCGAAAGAAAAUAACAAGAAAUUUUAGAAAGGAGCUAUCAAAAAUAAAUAAUUCAGAUAUGGAUGAGAUGAAUUUACAAAAAGCAUUAGACAGAAUACGUAAUGACUUUGAUGUACAAACAUAUGGAUUGCAGAAAGAGCAUGAAAAAAUUGCAAAUAACAGACGUCAACAAGAUGCACAAAAACGAAUUGAUACUAUAUUUACUGGUAUGCGUGACUGUCUCAGUAAAUGGAAGCGCACUGAUAGUGAUAACAUAAUUUAGAAUUUCUAAAAUAAGUGGUAUUAUAAUGUAUAUUGUGCGACACCUUUUUUGAUUAUUUAUUUACUUUGCUGGAGAAGAAUAAGUUUAUUUUUAUGAAAAAAUAUCAGUUGUAAUAUAAAAUAAAUACUCAAAAAAUGCAAUA